Sciurus carolinensis (gray squirrel) is the source of this 966-nucleotide messenger RNA. RefSeq names its product olfactory receptor 143-like. Gene Ontology annotation, biological process: G protein-coupled receptor signaling pathway; sensory perception of smell. The coding region runs from base 1 to 966 and encodes 321 amino acids. The transcript is spliced from 2 exons. Gene Ontology annotation, molecular function: olfactory receptor activity; G protein-coupled receptor activity; odorant binding. NCBI's taxonomy places the organism in Eukaryota, Metazoa, Chordata, Mammalia, Rodentia, Sciuridae. The record is from RefSeq and is a predicted model, not a curated record. Gene Ontology annotation, cellular component: membrane.
AUGGUUAACAUCUCCAUGGAAAAUGAUUCCUCCGUGACAGAGUUUAUCCUUAUGGGAUUAACAGAUCAACCUGAGCUCCAACUACCCCUGUUUUUCCUGUUCCUGGUGAACUAUGCAGUCACUGUGGUGGGAAACUUAAGCUUAACUCAUCUCAUUUGCUUGAAUUCACACCUUCACACCCCCAUGUACUUUUUUCUCUUCAAUCUGUCCUUCAUUGAUUUCUGUUAUUCAUCUGUCUUCACCCCCAAAAUGCUAAUGAGCUUUGUUUCAGAGAAAAACAUCAUCUCCUUUGGAGGAUGCAUGACUCAGCUAUUUUUCUUCUGUUUUUUUGUGAACUCAGAGUGCUAUGUGCUAACAGUCAUGGCCUAUGAUCGCUAUGUGGCCAUCUGUCAGCCCCUGCUGUACGGGGUCAUCAUGUCCCCUAGGGUCUGUUCUCUGCUGAUGUUGGGCUCUUACUUGAUGGGGUUUGCUGGUGCCAUGGUUCACACAGGGUGCAUGAUGAGGCUCAGCUUUUGUGAUUCCAACAUCAUCAACCACUACAUGUGUGACAUUGUCCCACUGCUUCAGCUCUCUUGCAGUAGCACCUAUGCCAAUGAACUUGCAAAAUCUAUUGUUGUGGGGACAGUUAUCAUUGUAUCCAGCCUCAUUAUCUUAAUGUCCUAUGCUUUGAUUCUUUAUAAUAUCAUUCAUAUGUCUUCAGCUAAGGGUUGGUCCAAAGCCAUGAGCACCUGUGGUUCUCAUAUAGUAACUGUUGGUCUGUUUUAUGGAUCUGGGCUGCUCACUUACAUCAAGCCAUUAUCUCCUGGGUCUGUGGGUCAGGGGAAAUAUUUGUCAUUGUUUUACACUUUUGUGAUACCCAUGCUGAACCCUCUCAUUUACAGUCUCAGAAACAAGGAUGUCAAAAUUGCUCUAAAGAGAACCCUGAAGAGAAUCACAAAUUGGGCAGAACCAGUGGGGAUGCCUUAG